CAGAGAGUGUGUAUUGAAGAGAAGCAGAGGCUAUGGCUUCAAGGUUGUGGGCUUCAAGGGCUGCUUCAUAUCUCAGACUCUCUGUCUUCCACAGAGGGUUCUCUUCUGUUGUGAAGGAUCUGAAGUAUGCUGACUCUCAUGAGUGGGUGAAAAUUGAUGGGAAUUCUGCUAUUGUUGGCAUAACCGACCAUGCUCAAGAUCAUUUAGGUGAUGUUGUGUAUGUUGAGUUACCAGAAGCAGGGGCUGCUGUAAACCAGGGCAGCGGUUUUGGUGCAGUUGAAAGCGUGAAGGCCACAAGUGAUAUAAACUCUCCCGUUUCUGGAAAAGUGGUUGAAGUUAAUGAAGAGCUCAACAGCUCACCUGGUUUGGUUAAUGCGAGCCCAUACGAAAAUGGGUGGAUUAUAAAGGUGGAGAUGAGUGACACCGGUGAAUUAAAUUCUUUGAUGGACUCAGAACAGUACACCAAGUUUUGUGAAGAAGAAGAUGCCAAGCAUUGAGUGAGGUACUCUAGGCACCUUAUGGAAACUGGAAAGAGCUUUUUCAUGGACAAGUGAUCAUUUCUAAAAGGAAGCCAGAGGGUGGGCUUUUUUUCUUCUUGGCAUUUUUGUCCAUUGUGCUUUCAACUGUGCACUCCUUUUAUGUCUUUCCUUACAAGCUAUAAAUUCCGGUGAUUUUGAACAGAACAUUUCUGUCUGGAUUAAGAAUAAUUGUUCAUGUUGGCAUUUAAUCUCCCAUUGGCAUGCGAACAAAUUUCACAUUUGAGAAUUUUUUCUUUUUGCUGAA
Molecule: messenger RNA, 783 nt
Organism: Vitis riparia (riverbank grape)
Lineage: Eukaryota; Viridiplantae; Streptophyta; Magnoliopsida; Vitales; Vitaceae
Product: glycine cleavage system H protein 2, mitochondrial-like
Exons: 3
Coding region: 33-497 (154 amino acids)
Biological process (GO): protein lipoylation; glycine decarboxylation via glycine cleavage system
Cellular component (GO): glycine cleavage complex; mitochondrion; cytoplasm
Source: RefSeq, a predicted model, not a curated record